UUUUCUUCCUUCCAGAAGUAUACUGUAUCCGUACCACUCCUCAGCGGACUACAGUAAAGUAAAAACUUAUUCAAAAUCAAAUCACAUCACAUUCCUUUUCAUUCUCUCUCUCUCAUCACUCAUCAGUCAUCAAAUCAUCAUUCCCCUGGCUGUUUAUUUUUUAGUCCUAGUUUUUAUGAAUUUACUAAUAUUAUGUAAGCUGACUCGGUUAGGGUUCAUCCGUCGCUGAUUAAGUUCUUUUCUCAAUUCAUGGCCGGGAGCGGAUCGCAAAACCUAGGGUUUCGAUUUGAUAUUAAGCAAAUUUUAUCAGAAGCACAGCACCGAUGGCUGAGACCUGCUGAAAUUUGUGAAAUUCUGCGCAACUAUCAGAAGUUUUAUAUUACUCCUGAGCCUCCAGUCAAGCCAGCUAGUGGAUCUGUCUUUCUGUUUGAUCGGAAGGUGCUGAGAUACUUCCGGAAAGAUGGGCAUAACUGGAGGAAGAAGAAGGAUGGUAAGACUGUGAAGGAGGCACAUGAAAAGCUGAAGGUUGGGAGUGUUGAUAUGCUACACUGCUAUUAUGCCCAUGGAGAAGAAAAUGAGAAUUUCCAAAGACGCAGUUACUGGAUGCUUGAACAGGAUCUCAUGCAUAUAGUUUUUGUUCACUACUUGGAGGUUAAGGGUAAUAAAGCAAACAUUCAAUGCCUCAAGGAUGCUGGAACAGUGUCAUCUAAUUCUCAAGAUGACAGUUCGUUGUCCUUUGGUUCUCCUGCAAAUUCUGACAGAUUGGCUUCACCAUAUACCGACAUGACGAGUCCUACAAGCACUCUAACAUCUGCAUGUGAAGAUGCUGAAUCUGAAAUUAAUCACCCAGCAAGUUCCAGAUUUCAUCCAUAUCUUGAAACAACGCAAGAGGACUUCAGGGGGUUGGAGAAUUUAGAUGCUGGCUUCUCAAGCUCUUAUAAUGUGCUUCAGUCUUUGGGUGGUCAGCCUACUUCUUCGGCUUCAGUUCAUGAUGGAUGCACUGUUGAUCACCCCAAAAGUAAUUUUGUACCUGGUGUUGAAAGAACACUAGAUUCAGCAUCUUGGGAAGAGGUCUUGGGGCAAUGUACAACAGGUAUGGUUGGUGAUGGACACAAGUCCUGGAAUGCCCCAGCACACCAAGCAAAUUGGCAGGGAGAUUGUUUAUCGCCCAUGCAAGGAGUGCCACUUAGUCAGAAUCUGAUUCCGGAUUCAGCUUAUUAUGGCAAAGGAAGUUUAUGGGAGCAGAAAUCUAUUUCUGCACUUCUUCAAUCUGCUGCAGAUCCAUUUUACAUGAGGCCUGAUGGGCAAGAAGACGAAGCUGUGGAAAGGGACGUACAAAAACUGCGACAAAAUGUAGAAGCCGGAUAUAUGAUGAGUUACAAGGCUGAGACUAGUGUGCCUUCUGCAGGGUCUGGAAACUGUUCUUUGGUUUUGAAACAGCCACAUCUGAGUGGAAUCCAAGCAGAAGAAAGCUUGAAGAAAGUGGACAGCUUCUCCCGAUGGAUGGCUAAAGAAUUAGGAGAAGUUGAGGAAUUGCCUUUGCACUCAACCAAUGGAUACUCAUGGAGUGUGAUACAGACUGAGGAUGUUGUUGGUGAUUCCUGUACUCCCACCCAGCUGCAACUGGAUGCAGACACAUUAAAUUUCUCACUCUCCCAAGAUCAACUAUUUAGCAUCACUGAUUUUUCACCAAAUUGGGCUUACUCAAGGUUGGAGACCAAGGUCCUAAUUACUGGAAGAUUUCUCAAGAGUGGACAAGAGUUUACAAGAUAUAAGUGGUCAUGUAUGUUUGGAGAACUGGAGGUGCCAGCAGAAGUCUUAUCAGGAGGAGUUCUUUGUUGCCAUGCGCCACCACACAAGGCUGGGCUUGUCCCAUUUUACGUGACUUGUUCAAAUCGGUUGGCUUGUAGUGAAGUACGAGAAUUUGAAUAUCGAGCUGGACCCUCGCAGGAAAUUGAUUUUGCAGAUAUUCCUGGAAGUGAUGCAAUUGAGGUGCAUCUCCAAAGACGGCUCGAGAAAUUAUUCUUGACAGGACCGAUAGGUAGCACCCAGAGUGUCUCUGAAACUAUUACUGACAAAAAAGAAGUUGUCAAUAAGAUAUUUUUAUUGAUGGAGGCAGAAUACAAUCAGAUGGCAACUCUGUCACCGAGGGAUGUCUCCCCACCCAAUGGAAUAGAGGAGCAACAUGGUGAAAAGCUGUUGAAGGAGAAGUUUUACACAUGGCUGAUCCAGAAAGUGACCGAAGGUGGAAAAGGGCCAAGUCUUCUUGACGAUGAGGGUCAAGGAGUUUUGCAUUUAGCAGCUGCUCUUGGUUUUAACUGGGCCAUAAAGCCAGUCAUUAUUUCAGGAAUUAGUAUAGAUUUUCGUGAUGUAAAUGGAUGGACUGCACUUCACUGGGCUGCUCUAUGUGGCAGGGAGGACACGGUUGCUGUUCUGGUCUCUCUUGGUGCGGCUCCUGGAGCAUUAACAGAUCCAUCUGCUGAACAUCCUUUGGCCAGAACUCCUGCAGACCUUGCUUCCGCAAAUGGACACAAGGGGAUAGCUGGUUUUCUUGCUGAGUGCUCCUUGACAACACACCUUUCAACAUUGACUGUGAAAGAUUCAAAGGAUGAUGAUACCUUGCAAUACUCUGAAGCAAAAGCUAUAAAAACAGUUUCAGAACGUGUUGCAUCUCCAAUUACUGAACAGGAUGUGCCAGAUUCACUGUCAUUGAAGGAUUCUAUGGCUGCUGUAUGUAAUGCAACUCAAGCAGCUGCUCGGAUUCAUCAAAUUUUUAGGAUUCAAUCCUUUCAGAGGAAGCAGCUUGAUAUUCAGCACAUUAAUGAGUCAUCAUCUAUGGACGAGCAUACUCUCUCUCUUAUAGCAGCCAAAACAAGCAGGCUGGGUAAGAAUGAUUGGACUGCUCAUGGUGCUGCAAUAAGCAUUCAGAAAAAGUUUCGUGGUUGGAAGAAGCGAAAAGAAUUUCUAAUUAUUAGGCAAAGAAUUGUUAAAAUCCAGGCUCAUGUACGGGGGCAUCAGGUGAGGAAGAAGUAUAAAACAAUAAUUUGGUCGGUGGGAAUCCUAGAGAAGGUGAUAUUGCGGUGGAGGCGGAAAGGGAGUGGUUUAAGGGGUUUUCGCCCAGAUGCAGUUGCCAAAUGUCCAAGCGCUGAAAACAUGCCCAGAAAGGAUGAUGAUUAUGAUUUUCUAAAGGAAGGAAGAAAACAGACUGAAGAGAGGUUACAAAAAGCACUUUCUAGGGUCAAGUCCAUGGCUCAAUACCCUGAGGCAAGAGCUCAAUACAGAAGGCUGCUAACUGUUGCUGAAGGAUUCCGCGAAACUGAGGAUACUUCCAACCCGACACUUAGUGGUUCUGAAGAUGUGAGCUACGCUGAUGAGGAACUAUUUGAUGUUGAAAAAUUGUCGGAUCACGAUACUUUCAUGUCCAUGGCAUUUGAAUGAGCCUCGAACACAAAUUGUGCCUAUUAUUGACGCUGUAUUUAUUGACUGCGCUCGGUUCAUUGAUGGAACGCUAGUGCAAUGGUUCAAUGUAUGUAAAUAUGUAGUGUAUAAAAUCAACUGCUACUUUUUGCUCUCUCUUUUUUUUUUUUCUUUUAUAGCUUUCACGUAGACCAUCGACUGUAAUUUUUCAUGGUUUGAGGAUUAAGUUAAAAAUCAUUCUGCAAUUCUAGUCUCAA
Messenger RNA from Coffea arabica (coffee), 3674 nucleotides. RefSeq names its product calmodulin-binding transcription activator 2. Gene Ontology annotation, biological process: regulation of transcription by RNA polymerase II. Gene Ontology annotation, molecular function: transcription coregulator activity; double-stranded DNA binding; protein binding. Gene Ontology annotation, cellular component: nucleus. Lineage: Eukaryota; Viridiplantae; Streptophyta; Magnoliopsida; Gentianales; Rubiaceae. The record is from RefSeq and is a predicted model, not a curated record.